UCGUAAUAUUUCAGUGAAUAAAAUUAUGAGUCUCUACUCAGUUUCAAACUUUUACUUCAACAGUCGUGUCAUAAAAAACAAUUCUAGUGAAUAUCGUUUCAAUCUGUGCAUUUUAUCAUCUAUUACGGAUAAGAAUAAAUUUGCCCAGAAGAUUAUUUGGUCAAAUGAAAAUGGCCACAAUCCCAAUAAAAUGCAUCCUCACCAUCAUUUUGGCUUCUGUCGUUUGCUGUAAUUGCCAAUCAGACAACUUCCUAGCGUUUUCUUCUAGGGCAAAACAGACGACGAGCGAAAUCUCACCGAAAACGUUCAGUUCUAUGAAGUACGGCAACUUCCGCAUUGAUAUUUACGAACACGUUGACAAUCACAAAGCAACGACAACUGCUAGUGAGAAAAAAUAUUUCUACUCUCCCCUUGCGCUAUUGGACCACAAAAGUGCCGUUAGUUCUUACAACAAAUUUACGAAACAGCCGGAGAUGAGAUUCCGCAUUGAAAUGUGGAACGACAAAGUCGAAAAUGAAGUCGUAAAAUAUUUAAAUGAAGUCGUCGGUUAUGAAAUUAAAUCAAACAAAAUGACAGUUAUUCCCUUGGAGAAGGUCCUUCUCAUCAGCAAAAGAGCCACGCAAGAUUAUUUUCUAUCUCCAGAAUGGACGAAUUAUGACAAGAGCAAAACCCUCUGGUUUUCUCUGUCGUGUUAUGAACAGAAAAUCUGCGACGAACUCGCUAAUGAAAUGCGAUCUGACCCCAAACAUUUAGACCAUUUCAAACUCCUGUACAGUUUAUCAUCGCAGUCGUCGCAAACCAAACAGACGACCAUCCGCUUCGAAAGCGUCACUUCCGGUCAAAUGGUCUCUACUCUUUUACAGAAAUUUAAAGACAAAAAAGAAAUUUUUUUGACGGCCAACGACGAGAAGAAAAUGUUGACGGAAACGGCCACCAACAUCCGAAUGGACACAUUUGACGACUACGAGGUUGGGUCGCCUGAUACGGAAUCUCAAAUUUCAAAUAUUUUAAAGGAUUUGCUGGUCACAUCCAGGACGACCAUCAAAGAGCAAAACGACAAAAUGUGGGACUCUGUUUUCUGGCAUGAGGAUAAUUAUCGGCCGGACAAAACGACAAAAACUUUAAAUGAAAUCAUUAAAAAACUGGACACGGAAACUCAAAAGAAACUGGCGGAUAUGUUCCAAAAAGUGGAGAAGCAAUCGGUAAUGUUAGGAAAAUUAACUUUGAGUAAUAACUUCGAGAAAAGACGAGAGGAACAAAUUCGUAAUGAGAAAUGGGAACUUGCAAAGAAUCAAACGAAUGAACAAAAUAAAAAUUUUGAGAAUAAAGGAAGAAUCCAACAUAAUUUCGACUCUAACAGUUGGGCUGACGUGGAUAGAAUUAGUUCAACAAUUUCAGAAAAAAUGUCAAACGAUUCUGAUAGUUUAAGCCAGUUCGAAAUUUUGAAGGAAGACGUGGAAAAAUUAUUAGAUGAAAGUAGAAAUCACAUUCAAUGGGACGGAGAGAAAUUCGUGCCCAAACCCAUGCAACUGAGCAAAAUCAAUUUGGACAAAUUUCGUGACUCUCAAACAUUCCAGGAUCGCAACGUCCGCGUCCGUUACACGAACGCUGAACUGUCGGCGCCAAUCAAAAUUAUGGAACACGCAGAAUUGACCGUCACCGAUGAAUGGAACAUUUUGAAGGGCGAACUCAAAGCCACUACAGAGCUCUUAACCACAACCGUGAACAAUUUGGAGAAAACGAAUCAAGAACUGAGCAUUGCGAAGAAUGCUUUAACUAACACGCGCAUUGAUUUGACUAAUGAAAUAGAAGGGACUAAAAAGGAGUUGAGGAAAACCAAAAUCGAGUUGGAGGAAACGAGGGCCAAUGUCGAAAAUUUAUCAAUAAAGCUAAAUGAAACUAAAAAGGAAUUGGUGAAAACGAGAGCAGAUAUCAUCAAAACCGUCGAUGAAUUAUCUGCAAAAUUAAAUGUGAAUUCCGAUCUAUUAGGUCAAGAAUUAAAAGUUGCUGAGGAUAUGAAAAAAGAUCUGAGAGCAACCUCAAAUGAUUUGGAAACUGCAAAAACAAAUUUGGCCUCAACGAGAAUGGAAUUGAACAGCACAAAGUCGGCCGUUGCGGAUUUGGUGACCAAAUUAAAUGCACGAACGAGUGAAUUAGUUGACAUUGGUCAAAUGCCAACCUCGUGUGAAGAUCUGCAGCGAAUUGGACAUAAACUGAACGGAUUCUUUUCGGUCAAAGGAUCCAAGAAGAUGGAAAUGAUUUACUGCAACUUUUUUGCUAAUAAAAAUGACCAACAGAAAUGGAUUGGAUACGCCGACGUCAAAUCGGCGCCUGUCCAUUUCUCCGCCCAGAGAAAUUCUAAAUUUGUUUUAGAAAAUACUCCGAUUCCGUUCGAUUUGGCGGUGAUGAACGAGGGAAAUGCCAUGGAUUUGACAUCGGGGAAAUUCACGGCACCGCGACCGGGAAUUUAUUUUUUCUCUUUCGCAGGAGUGGCGCGUCUCGAAUCUUCAUCUUCUUAUGUUCAGUUUAAUUCUAAUCUUUAUUUGAACGGGAAUCGAAUCGGGUCGAGUUUAGUUCGAGAGGAUAAGGGCUCCGUUUCUCAAUAUAAUCCUGUGACCCUCCAGUCGACGCUAAACUUGAAAAAAGGCGAUCAACUCUGGCUGCAGAUUGAGAUUUCUGGUUCAUCGUAUUUGUAUGAAGACAGUCGCCACUACACCCAUUUCACGGGUUUCAUGUUGGAAGAGGAAAUUGUGGCGUCCCUUUAAGGUUUUGGGUUCAACAUCCAAAAUGAUGUUGACGUUGACACGAAAAUUUGGGGAAGGGAAUUUUAAGGGGGAAGGGAAAAGAGCUCAUUUGUUUCCAAUUCAUUACGGAAUGGACAUUUCUUUACCAAAAUUGAACUGUAGAUGUAAUUACACUUACUGAAUACACAAGCAAAGUUUCAAAAUUCUAUCUGCAAAACA
Daphnia pulex (common water flea) is the source of this 2963-nucleotide messenger RNA. RefSeq lists its product as uncharacterized. The record is from RefSeq and is a predicted model, not a curated record. The coding region runs from base 165 to 2765 and encodes 866 amino acids. Gene Ontology annotation, molecular function: protein binding. Lineage: Eukaryota; Metazoa; Arthropoda; Branchiopoda; Diplostraca; Daphniidae. The transcript is spliced from 9 exons.